UGCUAUACUGGUAAUGGUAGCUUUUAUAUCGGUAGCCAAAGUGAAAGUGAAGAUGGAUUAGCUUGUCAAGAUUGGCUAGAUCAACAUCCGCAUAGCCACAGCUUCAUUCCUACAUCUUAUAGGCGAUACCGAUAUAAUUUAGAUUACAACCGUUGUCGUAAUCCUGAUUUAAUCAAUCGAAAUAGGCCAUGGUGUUUAACGACCAAUUCUAGUAUUCAAUGGCAAUAUUGUGAUAUCCCAAGGUGUUCAAUGCCAUCUCAAGAAAUACUAACCGAUAUAUUAGCUAAUAAAAGUAAGUAUGACGGACUACAAAUCUGCAAUACUUUGUAA
Trichoplax adhaerens is the source of this 330-nucleotide messenger RNA. RefSeq lists its product as uncharacterized. The annotation marks the transcript as partial. Lineage: Eukaryota; Metazoa; Placozoa; Uniplacotomia; Trichoplacea; Trichoplacidae. The record is from RefSeq and is a predicted model, not a curated record. The transcript has a single exon.